CGGUGACUUUUUUCCUCUUUGGCAAGAGAUCAGCGAAGCACCAAACCAAAGAAGUCUAACGUGAUAUAGAUAUUCUUCCAGCUGUAUAUAUAGCUAUAUGUUUAUAACUGUAUGUGCGCUUGACUAAACGUAAUCGUUACUGUUCCAGACAUCGUUUCGAGUUUUUUUAAAGAUAAAUGAAUAAUUGAAAUGGCGACCUGGCGUGGUAGCUAGCUAAUCCCGACGACUCAGUUUUACUAGUGUUCCUUAUUUUGUGUCAGUCUUUCUACCCCCCUCUUUUGUCACACGGCGAUCUGCUUUGUCUCCCAAAGCGUUAAUAAAUCCUCAGCCAACCAUCUCGUCACCCAGCAACACACAAACCUUGUUACACAACCUGCUAUCGGCCAUAUACUACUGGCGGGUUUCUGCAGCUCUGGGCACCGAUCUCUGCUCUCAGCCAGGGACUCCCGUUCUCUCCGAGGGUUGGACACCCCACAUCGGGCCACCGCUCUCCAUGGUCGUUAAGGCACAGCCGAGACUAGCCGCAGGAGCUGAAAACGUCGCUUUGAGUGCCGAGCCAUUCCAGCAGGGGCCGGCUGUGGCCGGCUUGCUGUACCCGGGGUUUCGGAGGAGCACACGGCGUGGCACAGGCUGUCUGCCGAAUAACAGGAAGCAAUCAUGGCAUUGACAUGUCACUUUAAACCUCUGGACGAACAUUAACGAUAAAUAGAUCAUUUUUCAGGGAAACUGUAUUUCCCUGCCCCGUGUUUAAGUUGCUAGUUAACUUAUCUAGCUCGCCCGCAACACAAAGCACAGCAAAGAAGUACGAGGACAGAGGAGUGCUGGCGUAUGUGAACACCAUGUCAGAGGACAACAAUCUAGACAAAUUCAUCAAGGACAGUUCCAUCCUAGAAGAGUACAGCAUCAACUGGACACAGAAACUGGGGGCGGGUAUCAGCGGGCCUGUCAGGGUAUGUGUGAAAAAGUCCACGCAGGAGCGGUUAGCCUUGAAGAUCCUCAUUGACCGCCCCAAAGCACGCAAUGAGGUGCGACUCCACAUGAUGUGUGCAGGUCACCCCAAUAUCGUGCAGAUCUUGGAUGUGUACGCGAACAGUGUCCAGUUCCCACAUGAGUCCAGUUCCAGGGCCCGGCUUUUGAUCGUGAUGGAGAUGAUGGAGGGGGGCGAGCUCUUCCAUCGGAUCAGCCAACACCGGCACUUCACUGAGAAGAUGGCCAGCCAGGUCACCAAGCAGAUCAGCCAGGCCCUGCAGCACUGUCAUUCACUCAACAUUGCACACCGGGACCUGAAGCCAGAAAACCUGCUUUUCAAGGACAACUCACUGGAUGCACCUGUGAAAUUAUGCGAUUUUGGCUUUGCCAAGAUCGACCAAGGUGACUUGAUGACUCCGCAGUUCACACCUUACUACGUAUCACCUCAGGUAUUGGAGGCGCAGAGGCGACACCAGAAGGAAAAGUCUGGAAUCAUACCUACCUCACCUACUCCCUAUACCUAUAACAAGAGCUGUGACUUGUGGUCAUUGGGGGUAAUCAUCUACGUGAUGCUGUGUGGCUACCCGCCUUUCUACUCCAAGCAUCACAGCCGCACCAUCCCCAAGGACAUGCGCAAGAAGAUCAUGACCGGGAGCUUUGAGUUCCCCGAGGAGGAGUGGAGCCAGAUCUCUGAGAUGGCCAAGGAUAUUGUUCGCAAGCUGCUGAAAGUGAAACCAGAGGAGCGACUGACCAUUGAGGGAGUGCUGGCUCACCCCUGGCUCAACUGCACAGAAGCACUGGACAAUGUACUGCCAUCUGCCCAGAUGAUGAUGGACAAGGCGGUGGUGGCAGGCCUCCAGCAGGCCCACGCAGAGCAGCUGGCCAACAUGAGGAUACAGGACCUCAACGUCAGCCUCAAGCCCCUGAAUUCCGUCAACAAUCCCAUCCUGAGGAAGAGGAAACUGCUGGGUACAAAGCCCCGGGAUGGCUUUUUCAUCCACGACCCGGAGAACGGGGGGGAGGACUCCAACGUGGCUCUGGAGAAACUGAGGGACGUCAUCGCCCAGUGUAUCCUACCCCAGGCCGGGGAAAACGAGGAUGAGAAGCUGAAUGAGGUGAUGCACGAGGCUUGGCGCUUCAAUCGCGACUGCAAGCUGCUGAGAGACGGCCUACAAGGCCUCAACUGGGAUGGGAGGGUCUUCUCUGACAAAGUGGAUCGCUUGAAGUUGGCAGAGAUAGUCAAACAGGCCAUAGAGGAGAAAACAAACUUACAAGACUCUCCUUAGCCAGUGCUGUAUUUUUAUUUUAUUUUGUAUAGUAUUCUCUCUGUUCCUGAACAAAAUAACUGUAAAGACUAAUUUUUAUGUAAAUUUAAGUGCAGGACUUGCAUAUUUUCAUGAAUUCGCUUGCAAAAGUAUUGUACAACUGUAGAUAUACUCAAAGAUGACUUGUUGGUACUGUAAAUCCCUUUUUUUACACACAACAGCAAACAUAGAUGAACAAACAAAGCGAAUGUUUAAAUCCAUUUUAGUUCCCACUGGAAGGGAAUUCAGCCUUUAUACCCCCUGCUCAUCUGAGUUACCCAUAGCAGUGUUUUUUUUCUUUUUCUUUUAAUAAUGCUGUUAAUUUUAUUUAUUAAAAACUAAUAGAGUUUUUAAAUUAUUAUACUACAGUCUCUGCUGCCUGACAUUUUGGUAAUUGACAGCAAAAGUAGGAAUAUAAAAAUGAGACGUCAUCCACUCCUUGAUCUGGUCGUAGAUAUAGAGGAAAGUGGAUUUCAGUGGCUGUUGAUUCAGAGUCUGGUGUCAGCGAUUUAAACUGUGAAACUUCUUGGUUGGAGAGUUAAACAAUGACAGUGCAAUAUCUAGGAGGAAGCUAUAUUGCAGGAAAUACUUUUUAAGUUAUUAUCCGAUAAGCUAUUAUAGUACUGCUGAUAACAGGUACAGUAUAAUAACUAUGAUAAUGAGAGGUUUCCAUGUGGUUUAUUAAAGAAAAAAAACAGGCAACCUAGUUCACAAGCCUCAGUCUUCCUCAGUAUUGGUCUGAAACAAAAGUUCUGGUAGAAUGGUUUUAUUUGAUAACAUGAAAAAUACCAGAAAAGGGGGGAAAAUGUGUGCUUGCUUCUGAAUUUCCACUUUGUUACCAAAAUCAAAGCUCACCUUUGGAGUAACCUUGCUAAAUUUCAGAUGGAGAAUUUCACCCUGUUUACAUAAGGUUUAUGUAAUGCUGCUGCCCGGAAGCACAUGACACAGGAAUGGGGGAACAGGGUGGGCAGUGUGUUUGGCCACAGAUCUAAAAGGCAGCUGUUCUGGGUGAGAAGAGAGACAGACCGGCACUAGGGCUGUGUGGGCCCAGGCAGCCAUGUCUGGAGGCCGACACAUAAAACAGAAACAUGGUCUUUGGAGAUUGAAUAGACUGAUGAUCUUACAUUGCCCCCACCCCCAAAUGUAAUUAUCUCCACUGUGCUUUAACAUGGCUCUGGAACAUCACUAAAACACGUCUGAAGCAUGAAGGAAAAAAACUGCAGCCAGCAGCAAAGGAUACAGAUUUGUUAUCUGACAGUUACUGGUUUAGGUCCGGGGGGGGGCCUUGCUGUUUGAGACAAGCAUUAAAUAGCUCUAAUAAUACAUCGAGCUGUAUAAAUAGGAAAAUCUGCAAGUAAUCUUGAAGGUCUGACUGUGCAGUGAAAUAAUACCUCUCAGUUGUGCACAGAAAGCAGCUUGUCACAUUCAGCAGAAAUCAGCCUGGGAGAAAUGCUUCAACUGAAAUAUCCAAUGAGAGAAUAUCCAUCCCAACAUCAGUAAUGACUCUCCCAUUAGGCGGCCCCCUCCUCCCAAGUAGAAUCCACACAGAACACUGAUGACAUUUGUUGAAUAUUUGAAGACUGUAAAAUAUAAAUCUUUAGUCUACACACAAAGACAGUUGGUGGACAGAAAAAUUAUGUACCAAAUUGAUCUACCAAAAAUGCCUUUGUAGUAUAAAUACAUAAACUGGUAUUACUCCUUCCCAUUCUCUCACAGGCCUAUGUUUCAUUUCUUCUUAGACUGACAGAUUACUAUUGCAGUUUGGGUACCUCAGGGUAUUUCUGUCCACCUGCUACAAAAUGUCAUGAAUAUGCUGAAUAUUUGUAUUAAAGGAAUUCUUUGAAAAGGUA
Molecule: messenger RNA, 4123 nt
Organism: Brienomyrus brachyistius
Lineage: Eukaryota; Metazoa; Chordata; Actinopteri; Osteoglossiformes; Mormyridae
Gene: mapkapk5
Product: MAPK activated protein kinase 5
Exons: 14
Coding region: 840-2255 (471 amino acids)
Biological process (GO): negative regulation of TOR signaling; protein autophosphorylation; peptidyl-serine phosphorylation
Cellular component (GO): cytoplasm; nucleus
Molecular function (GO): calcium-dependent protein serine/threonine kinase activity; calmodulin binding; mitogen-activated protein kinase binding
Source: RefSeq, a predicted model, not a curated record